This is a messenger RNA of Exophiala xenobiotica, 1271 nucleotides long. RefSeq lists its product as uncharacterized. The record is from RefSeq and is a predicted model, not a curated record. The coding region runs from base 440 to 1000 and encodes 186 amino acids. The transcript is spliced from 2 exons. Lineage: Eukaryota; Fungi; Ascomycota; Eurotiomycetes; Chaetothyriales; Herpotrichiellaceae.
CUUGGAUUAGAGUACUGCUGAUCGUCAUAUACCAAUUCCAGCUGAUGUGCAAACUUCAAACCGCCGACUCGACAUCAAGCCCAACAGAUCCUACGACCUGCCAUACUAGGACUGCGUGGACUGACUUGUUUCGCUAACUGGACCGAAUCGCAAUGCUAGCCAGGUUGGCACGGUGGUGCACCAUCCAAGUGCUUGACUGACAUAGUCCUUGGUCUGUUCUCGGGAAAGCACGACAUCUUCAUCGUGACGUUCAUACACGAUCUGAAAUCCUAUAUAAAUCAUGGUCUGCUCCUGUCCUCCCCUUCCGAUUCAUCAACAACUUCAGCAGUCACUCCUUUGAACCCGGUAGCAAGCCACCGUCCACUCUUUCAAAACUCCAAACUCCUUUUCAAAGCCUCUUCAAACACAAGUCUCCGAGACAUCCUAUCAAACAGUCAACAUGCGUCCCGCAGCUGUUCUUGCUUCUCUCCUCCUCGCCGUCUAUGCUUCGGCUAUCCCUUUGAACAAUGCCAAGCUCAGCAGCGCUCUUGAGGCAGUCAAGCGUGACAUCGCCACAGUCGAGACCAUGGUUGUUGACAAGCGUCAACUCUUGGAUCUGAGCUCCGUCACCGGCCUCGUUGACGAAGUCCUCAGCACCUUGACCGGCUUGCUGCCCACCAUCAUCAGCACAGUCUCUGGUCUUGACGCAAGUGUCAACAGCAUCGUCAGUGGAGUCGAGUCUGACGUUGAUGGAGCCCUCAACACCAUCAAGUCCACCCUCCAAAGCACAGUUGACGAACUCAACGGUGUCAUCAGCGGCGUCGACCUCACUGGAACACUCGACGGCCUUGUUGGAGACGUCAACGCAGCCAUCAGCGAAGUCCAGACUCUCUUGACCGACGUCGAAGGUAUUGCAAGCAGCGUUGAUGUCGACGGCCUCCUCUCAGAAGUCACUUCGCUCGCCCAGCAACUCCUGAACAUCCUCACCGGUCUUGCUUCAACCGCCACAUCAUCCGUGUAGAAGCCAUGCCCAAGUCUUACAAUCGACACGUUCGGUGAAGUCCAUCACGGUGACCGUGAAGACCUAUAUUACUAGGUUUCAUGGUGAUUUACGGAUUCAUUUUGUAUGGGGAUGAGCAACUUCGUCUAGCAUUUCCAGCGGCCGGGUUCAACGGGCUUGAGAAAAGGAUAAUACCCAAAUUCUGCGUUGGUGAUUAAUGCCAGAUGAAGUUUCUAUUGUGACAGGCAGAGAUUGGAUAUACCCUAGUAAUGCAUAUUUGAACAUUGUGAAA